ACAUCGUCGUCGAGCAAGGCUCGAUCACGACCGUGCUCUCGGACGACGGACCGACCCACGACCUGUUGCAGUCACACACGCCAACCAAGGAUGCAGCAACGACAAUUGAGCCCGGGCCAACAGGACAAGAUUUCGUGUCGCCCGACCCAACGCCACUGCUACCGACGCUCACGGACGCUAUCGCGAGUCUCACAAAGCACUCGGGCGUCUACAAGCGGUACGUGCAAGCGUCUGGCAGCUAUGGCCUUGCGGCCACAACUCUAGUUUGGUAUCUGAGCGCCCAAGCCACCACAGUCCUCGCGACGACGUACCUCGGCUUUGACGACUCGCUUCUUGGUCUCUACGUGUUUGCAACGGGCCAUGCGCUGUACAUUGGUCUUCUCUACAUGCGGUCGGCUAUCUCGUACCGUCGAGGCCGCAUUGGUAGCCAGCGCCUCUUCCACACUGCCCUGUGGCGCCUUCUCCGCGCGCCGCUGAGCUUUUUCGAUUGUGUGACGCGACGAGUCCGCGGCUUGGCGGCUUAA
Messenger RNA from Saprolegnia parasitica CBS 223.65, 524 nucleotides. RefSeq lists its product as hypothetical. The annotation marks the transcript as partial. Lineage: Eukaryota; Oomycota; Saprolegniomycetes; Saprolegniales; Saprolegniaceae. The transcript has a single exon. The record is from RefSeq and is a predicted model, not a curated record.